Colletotrichum graminicola M1.001 is the source of this 1035-nucleotide messenger RNA. RefSeq lists its product as uncharacterized. The coding region runs from base 1 to 1035 and encodes 344 amino acids. Gene Ontology annotation, molecular function: oxidoreductase activity. Lineage: Eukaryota; Fungi; Ascomycota; Sordariomycetes; Glomerellales; Glomerellaceae. The transcript is spliced from 4 exons. The record is from RefSeq and is a predicted model, not a curated record.
AUGCUCACAAGACGAACGACCCGCAAACACAUCUCGGAGACAACAACUACUGCCAAGGCGCAUUCAUACCGGCGCACUCUGUCAGUUCCCCAGCGUAAGGAAUUCAUCGCAGCUGUCCAGUGUAUGAUGAAGCAGCCUGCGUUGUCCGAUCCGAAGAGAGUUCCGAUGGCGAAAUCCCUCUAUGACGACUUCGUUGCCGUUCACUACAACAGUUUUAAGAACAUCCAAUUCACGGCUUCCUUCUUUACCUGGUACCGGUACUACCUCGCUAGCUUUGAACAGAGGUUGCGUACUCUGCCAUACUGGGAGUGGGGCCUUGACAUCAACAAUCCGGCUCUUUCGCCAGUUUUCGACGGAUCUGAGACGUCAUUGGGAAGCGAUGGCGAGUUCGUUCCCCACGAUGGCCUUCAACUGCGCCAGGCCUUCUCGAACAACCUAAUCACCCUCAAAUCCGGCUCCGGCGGCGGCUGCCUCACAUCAGGCCCGUUCAAGGACAUGCGGGUGCAUAUCGGGCCCGCCGCACUGGCCCAGUACGCCACAGAUAAACCCUUUAGCGUCCCGAACCCGCUCGAGGACCUUCCGCGGUGCCUCAAGCGCGACCUGAACAAGGACGUUGCUAGUCGCUUCAACUCCUUCCGGAGCACGACGCUGCUCAUCCUAGAGCAGACGACGAUCCAGAACUUCUCGUCCCUGCUCCAGGGCGACGACCGCUUCUUCCCCAACACGCUUGGCGUCCACGGCGGAGGUCACUUCAUCAUCGGGGGCGACCCCGGCGCAGACGUGUCCAUCUCGCCCGGCGACCCCGCGUUCUGGCUGCACCAGGCGCAGAUCGAUAGGCUGUACUGGAUAUGGCAGAACCUCGACUUCAAGAACCGGCAGGGGGUAUUCGGCACCCUGACGUCGCAGGACAACCCAAAAAGCCCAAAUGGCAGCGUCGAGGACUCCAUCGACCUGACGCCCAUCAGCUCGCCGGUCAGGAUCAAGAACUUGAUGAAUACGGCGUCCGGGGCACCCCUGUGCUACGUGUAUGAGUAG